GUGGCGGCUUUGGUGUCCAGAAAGUCGGCGACGCGGCUGAUGACAACAUUAGGCCGCGACGCGAUCCCGGCCGGGCGGCGGCUGUUAGGUUUGGCCGCGGCAGCAGCCGCAGCCGGUAGCGGGCAGGCGGAGGGAAGGCGGGGACCCGCCCUGACCCGUGGAGCGCGGGGCCGGAGUUCUCGCCCCGCUCCCGGGCCGAGCCGGCAGCGCCUCCGCGGCGGCUAGAACAGCGCCCUCCGUCUGGGCUCGCGCCCCAGCUGCCGCCAGCGACAGCGGCGGGGAGAAGUUAGGGGCUGACUAGACGCGUGCGGGCCGCGGGGGAGCCGGCUCCCGGCGUCCCGCCUCUCUGGGGGCUCCGCACCGGAUUUCCAGACUUACAGGAUGGCUAAAUGUUAAUGGAAAGAGAAGCAUAGACAUAUCUUCUUUCAUUAUGGAGGCAGGUUUGGCAGAUGGAGAACCUGACCGAACUUCGCUGUUGUAGCAAACAGUGACGAAUCUCAACUUCUGACACCAGGAAAGAUGAGUCAGCGCCAAGGGAAAGAAGCUUAUCCAACGCCAACCAAAGAUUUGCAUCAGCCAUCUUUUAUUCCAGCAAGUCCUCAUAGCCAGGGUUUUGAAAGAGGGAAGGAAGAUAUUUCUCAAAAUAAAGAUGAAUCUUCACUUUCUAUGUCGAAGAGCAAGUCUGAAUCUAAACUUUAUAAUGGCUCUGAGAAGGACAGUUCAGCUUCAAGCAAGCUCACAAAAAAAGAAUCUCUUAAGGUGCAAAAGAAAAAUUACCGAGAAGAAAAGAAAAGAGCCACAAAGGAGUUGCUCAGUACAAUUACAGAUCCUUCUGUUAUUGUUAUGGCUGAUUGGUUGAAGAUUCGUGGUACUCUAAAAAGCUGGACCAAGUUGUGGUGUGUGUUGAAACCCGGGGUGCUACUGAUCUAUAAGACCCAAAAAAAUGGUCAGUGGGUAGGAACAGUCCUUCUGAAUGCCUGUGAAAUCAUUGAGCGUCCAUCAAAAAAAGAUGGCUUUUGUUUCAAACUUUUCCAUCCUUUGGAGCAGUCUAUUUGGGCAGUAAAGGGUCCAAAAGGUGAAGCAGUUGGAUCCAUAACUCAACCCUUACCUAGCAGUUAUUUGAUCAUCCGAGCUACUUCAGAGUCAGAUGGAAGGUGCUGGAUGGAUGCUUUGGAGUUGGCUUUGAAAUGUUCUAGUCUUCUUAAACGUACAAUGAUCAGGGAAGGAAAGGAACAUGACCUCAGCAUUUCAUCAGAUAGUACACACGUGACUUUGUAUGGCUUAUUACGUGCUAACAAUCUCCACAGCGGUGACAACUUCCAGUUAAAUGAUGGUGAAAUUGAACGACAGCAUUUUAAGGACCAAGAUAUGUAUUCCGAUAAAUCUGAUAAAGAAAACGAUCAAGAACAUGAUGAGUCUGACAAUGAGGUAAUGGGGAAAAGUGAAGAGAGUGACACAGAUACUUCAGAAAGGCAAGAUGACUCAUAUAUUGAACCUGAGCCUGUUGAGCCUUUAAAGGAGACUACCUACACUGAACAGAGCCAUGAAGAACUUGGAGAGGCAGGAGAGGCUUCUCAAACAGAAACGGUGUCUGAAGAAAACAAAAGCCUUAUCUGGACAUUGCUGAAACAAGUCCGUCCUGGCAUGGACCUGUCCAGGGUGGUUCUGCCUACAUUUAUUUUGGAACCCCGUUCUUUCCUGGAUAAACUUUCAGAUUACUACUAUCAUGCAGAUUUCCUAUCUGAGGCUGCUCUUGAAGAAAAUCCUUAUUUCCGUUUGAAGAAAGUAGUGAAAUGGUAUUUGUCAGGAUUCUAUAAAAAGCCAAAGGGAUUGAAGAAACCUUAUAAUCCUAUACUUGGUGAGACGUUUCGUUGUUUAUGGAUUCAUCCCAGAACAAACAGCAAAACUUUUUAUAUUGCUGAACAGGUGUCCCAUCAUCCACCAAUAUCUGCCUUUUAUGUUAGUAAUCGAAAAGAUGGAUUUUGCCUUAGUGGUAGUAUCCUGGCUAAGUCCAAAUUCUAUGGAAACUCACUGUCUGCAAUAUUAGAGGGAGAAGCCCGGUUAACUUUCUUGAAUAGAGGCGAAGAUUAUGUAAUGACAAUGCCAUAUGCUCAUUGCAAAGGAAUUCUUUAUGGCACAAUGACUCUGGAGCUUGGUGGAACAGUCAAUAUAACAUGUCAAAAAACUGGAUACAGUGCAAUACUUGAAUUUAAACUAAAGCCAUUUCUAGGGAGUAGUGAUUGUGUUAAUCAAAUAUCAGGGAAACUUAAAUUGGGAAAAGAAGUCCUAGCUACUUUGGAAGGCCAUUGGGAUAGUGAAGUUUUUAUUAAUGACAAAAAGACUGACAAUUCAGAGGUUUUCUGGAAUCCAACACCUGACAUUAAGCAAUGGAGACUAAUAAGACACACUGUAAAAUUUGAAGAGCAGGAAGAUUUUGAAUCAGAGAAACUCUGGCAGCGGGUAACUCGAGCCAUAAAUGCCAAAGACCAAACAGAAGCUACUCAAGAGAAGUAUGUUUUGGAAGAAGCUCAAAGACAAGCUGCCAGAGAUAGGAAAACAAAAAAUGAAGAGUGGACUUGCAAGUUAUUUGAACUUGAUCUACUCACAGGAGAAUGGCAUUAUAAGUUUGCAGAUACCCGACCAUGGGACCCACUUAAUGAUAUGAUACAGUUUGAAAAAGAUGGUGUUAUCCAGACCAAAGUGAAACAUCGCACUCCAAUGGUUAGUGUCCCCAAAAUGAAACAUAAAACAACCAGGCAACAGACAAAAGCAGCAAAAGGCUAUUCCUCUCCAGAACCUGAUAUCCAGGAUUCAUCUGGAAGUGAAGCUCACUCAGUAAAACCCAGUACAAGAAGAAAGAAAGGGAUAGAGCUGGGAGACAUUCAAAGUUCCAUCGAAUCUAUAAAACAAACACAGGAAGAAAUUAAAAGAAAUAUUAUGACUCUUCGAAAUCAUUUAGUUUCAAGCACACCUGCCACGGAUUAUUUUCUGCAGCAAAAGGACUACUUCAUCAUUUUCCUCCUGAUUUUGCUUCAAGUCAUAAUAAACUUCAUGUUUAAGUAGAA
Molecule: messenger RNA, 3065 nt
Organism: Cynocephalus volans (Philippine flying lemur)
Lineage: Eukaryota; Metazoa; Chordata; Mammalia; Dermoptera; Cynocephalidae
Gene: OSBPL8
Product: oxysterol binding protein like 8
Exons: 23
Coding region: 520-3063 (847 amino acids)
Cellular component (GO): membrane; cytosol; intracellular membrane-bounded organelle
Molecular function (GO): cholesterol binding
Source: RefSeq, a predicted model, not a curated record